Messenger RNA from Mauremys mutica (yellowpond turtle), 2544 nucleotides. RefSeq names its product acyl-CoA (8-3)-desaturase-like. Gene Ontology annotation, cellular component: membrane. Gene Ontology annotation, molecular function: oxidoreductase activity, acting on paired donors, with oxidation of a pair of donors resulting in the reduction of molecular oxygen to two molecules of water. Gene Ontology annotation, biological process: lipid metabolic process. Bases 69 to 1508 code for a protein of 479 amino acids. The transcript is spliced from 12 exons. The record is from RefSeq and is a predicted model, not a curated record. NCBI's taxonomy places the organism in Eukaryota, Metazoa, Chordata, Testudines, Geoemydidae.
ACAGUGUCUGAUCAGGCAGGCGACAGUGGCAGGCAGAGGAUCAGUGGGACUAAGUGAGAAGUGUAGUGAUGGCACUGCAGCCAGCACGUGAAGGCAAGGAGGCAAAAAAGGACCCACAGUCUGGUGCAGGCUCCUCCAUGCAGCUCUUCACCUGGGAGGACAUUGGACUCUGCACAGGACAGGGGCACCCGCAGCAGGAGCAGUGGCUGGUGAUUGACAGGAAGAUCUAUGACAUCGGACAGUUCUACCAGCGGCACCCGGGGGGUGCCCAGAUCAUCAGUCACUAUGCAGGACAGGAUGCCACGGAUGCCUUUACAGCAUUCCAUGCCAACAAGGCACUGGUGAGAAAGUACAUGAGCUCAUUGCUGAUUGGGGAGCUGGCACAAGAUCAAAUCAGCAUGGAGCCGAGCAAAAAUAAACUGCUGGUAGAGGAUUUCCGUGAGCUACGCGCCACCAUCGAGAGGAUGGGACUUCUGAACCUCAACGGCCUCUUCUUCUUCCUGAUUUUCCUGCAAAUUCUGCUGCUAGAGGCUGCCAGCUGGAUCACUCUCUGGUACUUUGGGACCUCCCUUCUACCUUUCCUCAUCUCUGUGGUGCUGCUGACAACCUCCCUGACCCAAGCUGGGUAUCUGCAACAUGAUUUGGGACACCUCUCAGUAUUCAGCAAGCGCAAAUGGAACCAAGUGGUUCAUAUGUUUGUGAUAGGCCAACUGAUGGGCAUGUCUGCUAGUUGGUGGAAACUCACGCACGUCCAGCACCAUGCUAAACCCAACUGCAUCUGCAAGGAUCCUGAUCUCAGUAUGCACCCUAUCUUGUUUACUUUAGGGAAGGUGCUCUCCGUGGAGCUCGGGAUGAAGAAGAAGAAGUUCAUGCCUUACAACCACCAGCACAAGUACUUCUUUGUCACAAUUCUCCCAUUCCUGUUUCCUGUCUACUUUCAAUAUUUUGCAUUCCACAAGACAAUCCAGAGAAAAGACUGGGUGGACCUGGCCUGGAUUCUGAGCUUCUACAUCCGAUUCUUUCUCACUUAUGAACCCUUACUGGGGGUGAAGAGUCUCCUGGGGUUCUAUCUGCUGCUCAGGGUCCUGGAGAGUAUCUGGUUUGUCUGGGUGUUAUUCAUGAGCCACAUCCCUAUGAACAUUGAUUAUGAUAAGAACCUGGACUGGUUCUCUACCCAGCUCCAGGCAACAUGCAACGUGGAUCAGUCCCUGUUCAAUGAUUGGUUCACUGGGCAUCAGAACUUCCAAAUUGAGCAUCACCUUUUCCCCACAAUGCCUCCAUACAAUUACUGGAAGGUGGCCCCCCUGGUGAAGUCUCUGUGUGCCAAGCACAGCAUUGAGUACCACUGCAAGCCGCUCCUCACUGCCUUUGCAGACGUUGUGCACAAUUCAAGAGAGACUCGGGUAUCAUUGUGGAUAACUCAAUGGAGAAUUCUGCUCAACAUGAAACAGCAGACAAAAAAGAACACAAAUGUUAAGAUCCACAAGGAAUGGGAUAGAGAAUGCUGAAAUUAUUAUGCCACUGUUUAAAUUAAUGGAAAGCCCUCACCUCGAGCGUUGUACUCACUGUUGGUAACCCCAUCUCAAAAAGCAUAUAACAGAAGUAAAUUUGGUUCAGAGACAUGAGAUUAAAAGCAUGGAAAAACUUCUAUGUGAAGAAAGAUUAAAAGAACAGGAGACAGAUAAGAGGGGAUAUGCAAAAAUAUAUCAAAUUGUAUUUAAAAACACCAUGUUAAAAGAAUGUUAAGGUGGCAUAGUCAAGCACUCAAAAGUUAGGAACUGCUCAAUUAAAAUAGAGCAGUGGUCCAGCUAGUGGGCUGAUGUAGCACAACCAUUAUUAUGAUUAAUGGGUUCCCCUCUCUCUCUCCUGCAGCUCUCUGAAGGAUUCUGGAGAGCUCUGGCUUGAUGCCUAUCUGCAUAAAUAAGCAGCAGCAGCAGCAGCACCUUGUGACAUUCCAAUUACAGCAGCUGCCACAAAACCGACAAACAAACAAAAAAACUAUGAAGCCCCUGAAGGCUAGCAGAUUUGGGGAAAUGAGAAAGCCUGGCUAGUAGGAGAUGAGGAUUGCUGGGAAAGUUUGAUUCCUGGAAUGAUGUUUAUUUUUUAAAAACCCAUUAAUUUUCCUUCACAUGCUUCGCCCUUUGCUUCUCUCUGGGGCUCAGAAAUGGGGAUGGUCAUCUUGUUCUGUGUUUGUACAGCACCUAGCACAAUGGAGUCCUGGGCCGUGACUAGGUCUCCUAGCACCACUCUAAUACAAGUAAAGCAUUAAGAUAAAGACAGUAAGUCUUUGCAACAAGGAUGUGGGGUUCAGACCCCCCGAAAGAAAAGGGGCUUUAGGAGUGGGAACAGCAGCCACUCUGUUUUAUUUUAUCCUCACUAUCACUGCCUUGAAAUAUUGUCCUAAUUCUGUCUGUGUUCUUUUCUAUUUUAGAUUGUAAUCUCUUUUGGGUAAAGUAUGGGUCUUCCUGCUUGUAAACAUGAUGAAUAAAUCUAAAUAAACAUUUUCACUCUAUAUGGGAGCUUGUUCAGCUCCAUCCUGCCAAA